AUGUCGUCUCCAAUGUCAAUCCUGCAAAAGUUACGCAAGUUUUCCACCUGUGAUAUAUCUGAUGGUUUAUUGAAUGUCUAUAAUAUCUCAACAGGUGGCUAUUUCCCUAAUCUAACAGCGAUAUCUUUACCACCAGGUAGCUCCAUAGUAGGCGCUGCAUACACAGUACUAUUUGCACAUGCCGACGACCCAAGACCUGCUGUAAACUAUAUAGAUUCCGUGCCCCCUAACUCUGCUCUUGUUCUCGCCUUAGAACCUCAUUUACAAAGCCAAUUCCAUCCAUUUGUUAAGAUUACUCAAGCGAUGUACGGAGGGUUGAUGAGUACAAGGGCGCAGUUUUUGAAAUGCAAUGGGACAGUAGUUUUUGGUCGUGUAAGAGAUGUGGAUGAACAUCGAACUUUAAAUCACCCUGUUUUUGCUUAUGGUGUAGGAUCUUGCGCUCCAAAAGCCAUGGUUAAAGCUGUGGCCACCAAUGUACAGUUGCAAAUCUUAACAAGCGAUGGUAUGACCCAAUUGAUACAUCCUGGUGAUUAUGUUGUUGGAGAUAGUAACGGCAUAGUCUGUGUUCCAGUUCAGGAGGUCGACAUUCCGAAAUUAACCACCUAUAUCGAAAAAUCCAUCGAGGUAGAUAUACUUGUCUCUGAGGACAUUAAGAAUGGCGUUCCCGCAAAACAGGCGCAGAAGGAUCGAAGAUCGGUUUUAAAACAGUACAUUUAA
Messenger RNA from Saccharomyces eubayanus, 717 nucleotides. RefSeq names its product bifunctional 4-hydroxy-4-methyl-2-oxoglutarate aldolase/oxaloacetate decarboxylase. NCBI's taxonomy places the organism in Eukaryota, Fungi, Ascomycota, Saccharomycetes, Saccharomycetales, Saccharomycetaceae. The transcript has a single exon. The coding region runs from base 1 to 717 and encodes 238 amino acids. The record is from RefSeq and is a predicted model, not a curated record.